Molecule: messenger RNA, 2632 nt
Organism: Xyrauchen texanus (razorback sucker)
Lineage: Eukaryota; Metazoa; Chordata; Actinopteri; Cypriniformes; Catostomidae
Product: phosphoribosyl pyrophosphate synthase-associated protein 2-like
Exons: 11
Coding region: 190-1263 (357 amino acids)
Biological process (GO): purine nucleotide biosynthetic process; 5-phosphoribose 1-diphosphate biosynthetic process
Cellular component (GO): cytoplasm; ribose phosphate diphosphokinase complex
Molecular function (GO): magnesium ion binding; ribose phosphate diphosphokinase activity
Source: RefSeq, a predicted model, not a curated record
GGCAGGGGGCUUUUAUUUUGAAACGCUAUGUAUCUGUCGACCAUCGUGGACAUUUUCAUGUGCAUGUGAAACAAUAAAUUAUCAAAGGGAUCGAAAAAAAUAUCAAAACUGGAAGGGCUCAGCAGUGCCUGGGUGCCCAGGGAGCCACUGCCUGAGUCCCUAGAGGUAGACACCAAAAAACCACAGGUCAUGAGCACAGCCAAAGGCGGCCUGGUCAUCUUCACGGCCAACUCCAACCCCUCCAGUAGAGAGCUGGGGAAGAGGAUUUCACAGCGGUUGGGUGUGGAGCUUGGGAAGGUGCAGGUCUAUCAGGAAGCAAACAGAGAAACACGGGUCCAAAUCGAAGAGUCUGUGCGUGGUAAAGAUGUCUUCAUCAUCCAGACUGUGUCCAAGGAUGUUAAUACCACUAUCAUGGAGCUGCUCAUCAUGGUGUAUGCCUGCAGGACCUCUUGUGCUCGGAACAUCAUCGGCGUCAUUCCUUAUUUCCCCUACAGCAAACAGUGCAAAAUGAGGAAAAGAGGCUCCAUUGUGUCUAAGCUGCUUGCCUCCAUGAUGUGUAAAGCAGGCCUGACUCAUCUUAUUACGAUGGAUUUGCAUCAAAAGGAAAUUCAAGGUUUCUUCAACAUUUCAGUGGACAAUCUUCGCGCUUCACCAUUCCUGCUACAAUACAUCCAAGAAGAAAUUCCUGACUACAGAAAUGCUGUAAUUGUGGCCAAAUCUCCAGCAUCAGCCAAAAGGGCCCAGUCAUUUGCCGAAAGAUUGCGACUGGGCAUUGCUGUGAUCCAUGGUGAAGCCCAGGACGCUGAAUCGGACCUGGUGGAUGGACGCCACUCCCCACCCACUGUCAAGACCAUUGGAGCUAUUCAUCCGAGCCUAGAGAUACCUUUGCUGAUUCCCAAAGAAAAACCUCCAAUAACUGUGGUAGGAGAUGUGGGUGGACGAAUAGCCAUUAUAGUGGAUGACAUAAUUGAUGAUGUUGAUAGUUAUCUGGCAGCAGCUGAAACGCUGAAAGAAAGAGGUGCCUACAAGAUAUUUGUCAUGGCCACUCAUGGAAUCCUGUCCUCUGAUGCACCUCGGCUAAUAGAGGAGUCCGCCAUAGAUGAGGUAGUUGUCACCAACACAAUUCCACAUGAGAUCCAGAAACUACAGUGUCCUAAGAUUAAGACUGUGGAUAUCAGCAUGAUAUUGUCGGAAGCCAUUCGGCGCAUCCACAAUGGGGAAUCCAUGUCCUACCUGUUCCGUAAUAUAGGCAUGGAUGAUUAACAAGGACAGUCAGUCAGCCAGUCUUUCCAUGUCAUUUCCAUUCACAGAGUUCAAGGCUUUUUCAGUCCCAGAAUUAUUUUGGUUAAAGCAAUAUCCUGUAUCAUUUAUUCUUUUUUUUUUCUUCUUCUUCUCACAAUACUAAUUCACCUUGUUCUAUAUGUGAUACAUUUUAAAUAAUUACUCAAAGGUCCAUCAAACGAGAAGUUAAACAUUGUCAUGUGAGUUCAAUAUCCAAGAACGCUUAUGAAGAAAGAUGUUUAUAUUGCAAAUUACUCCACCUUCUUGAUCUUUUAAAAACAAACAAACAAAAACAACAUUUGGGAUUUUUCUAAAGAGUAGAUUUUACAUUGCUAGAAAAAUAAAGGACCACUGGAUGUGAAAAUUACGUCUUUUAAUUAAAAAAUGGUUUUAACUGUAGCUCGGCUUAUUGUUUCCAUGGAAGGAUUGUGAUCAGUAAGUGGCCAACAAUUACAAAAUGUACUUGUAUGUACAUGCUGUGGCAUAUCAGUGUCAGUGCCUCAUGACUUGUGUAUUUAUUGUGCCACUAGAUGUUUCUGUGUAUCUGUGUGUUCAAUGCUGUGUAGUUAGUGCUGAUGCUAGAUUUCAUAAUUACUUUGUACAUGCAAAGUACAUUUCUAAACAUUAAUUAUAAUAUUAACUUAUUGCUUAAUUUAGAAGAUAAAGCAUUAAUGUACAUGAUUGAAUGUUUUUUCCUGCUAAAUUGCUCUACUAAUACUUUAACAUGAGCACUUAUUUAUUUUUUGCCAGUAAUGGGACUAUGAGAGCAUCAUAAAUGUUUGGCCAUAGCAUUCAACAUUUCUCAAUAUUUUGCCUCUGAGAUUGUGACUUUUUAUUUUCAAGUGAAAUGCAGGGUUUUUGUUUUGUAACUAAUAUUUGAGGCUUUUGUAUUUAUUUACAGCACUUAACAAUAACAAUGAAUAAACAAUUUCAAGAGUAUCUGAUGCAUGUUUGUUGUAUGCAUUAACUAAUCAUCAGCCCAUUUAUCGGGUCUGAUGUGUUGUAUAGAUUAACAAUAAACUUGAGUACCAUGCUAUGCCGUUUCAAAAUACAUUUCAAAAACAUGUUUGUGAAAUUACAGUGUUCACUGGCUUUCCAGAUCAAUUUCCAUUCUGAUUGAUCCAUGCUUGCUUCAAAAUUUUCCAAAAAUCAGCCAGAGGGCACUCAAUCCUUCACAAAACCCCUUGCACUGACACUGGUGAACUGGACUGACUAAGCAGUAUUCUGUUCUGUUAUCCAAUAUUUCAUUGUUGGAUUGGUUUACUGUUCUCAUCUGGUUUUGUCAAACAGUAAAGAAAAUGAAAUGGUUGCGAGUCUGUGGAGGAAAACCAAAAUAAAACUUUGUUGUAAC